Molecule: messenger RNA, 3954 nt
Organism: Magnolia sinica
Lineage: Eukaryota; Viridiplantae; Streptophyta; Magnoliopsida; Magnoliales; Magnoliaceae
Exons: 7
Coding region: 1-3954 (1317 amino acids)
Molecular function (GO): nucleic acid binding; RNA-DNA hybrid ribonuclease activity
Source: RefSeq, a predicted model, not a curated record
AUGAAAGCGGUUGUUCACGGUCUCUCCAUCUGCAUUGAACAAGGUUUCUCCAAAAUUGAGGUUAAGAGCGACUCCCUAUCUGUGGUGAAUAUUUUUUCCAAAGCUACCACCCAUCCUUGGUAUGUGAUUUACUGGAAAUACCAAUUUGACUGUAUUAGUUCUGCGGGUGAUAUUUCCAUAAGGUACAUCCCUCGUGAGGCUAACAGGGUGGCUGACAGUCUAGCCCGCUGGGGUAGUAACAAUCAGCAGAAUAAGAUUUUUCGGGUGCCUUCUGAUCUCCUCCCGCCCCUUUUCCGUGGGGAGCUCGUCCUUGAUAGGAUAGGGAUUGGCAUGGUUCCCAGGGUGAAGAGGAACUGGUUUAGUAGAUUGCCAUCAUAUACCCAGCCACAGUUACCUGCCAUCUCUUCGGUGGGUCUUCCCAUCUCUACAGGACAUGCAGAAAUUGAGAAAAGCGAUAAGGUGCCGUUAACAGAGAUUCAGCUAAAUUCACGAGAAGGGACUCUCAUUCCCUCGCCCAUGUCUGAUCCUGUGAGCAACAUAGCUAAAUCCACUGACAAGGAAAACAGCUCAAUAGCUGAAGAUAUAUUUGGGGUGAACAAAGUUGAGACACAAUGCCUAAUGGAGCUAGAGGCGGCCCCAGAAACUGCAGGUAGGAUGCGAGAUAAGGUGACAGCUGAAUUAGAGAUUGAUCUAUCUCCCUAUUUUAUGGCAGAUAAUGAUCAAGAUCAGCACAAGGAUCAGAGUGGUGUUUCUGACGAAUUCUGGAACCUGAUUCUAGAUGGUAAUCAGUCUCAAAAGGACCCACAGUUGUUUGAUAAAGAAGGAUCAAUAAGGAAGUUCAAAAGGCACAGAAUUCUCUAUGAGAAAGGAAAUUGGACGUCAAGGCUUCGACAAUUAAAGAGGAGGGCCGUGAAUACCGUGGCUCUUCUUGAGCCUAUGCUGGGUGAUGAGAAGCGGAUUAGAACGGGUCUGGCUUUGGGUCUUCACUCCUCCUCAAAUGGUUCGGAGGGUGGAAAGAUUUGGAUUUUCUUCAAGUCGGUUGUUUCUUGCUCGGUUCUAUUCAAGUCUGACCAAUGUCUUUCCAUUUUGGUAGAUAUGCAGAACUGCUCUCUCCCCCUGCAUAUUACUUUCGUCUAUGCUAGGUGUGUCAGGAUAUUAAGGAGAGCGCUCUGGUCGGACUCGGUUGCUCUCUCCUCUUCGAUGCAAGGUCCAUGGACCGUUUGUGGCGACUUCAACGCAAUGGUUAAUGAUUCUGAAAGGAGAAGUAGGAGGGUUGUGGACAGGGCAUCCUCUACUGAAUUUGCAGAUGCCAUCCAUGCUGCGGGUCUCCAAGAUGCGGGGUUUUCUGGCAGUAGGUUUUCUUGGAACAACAAUCAGGCAGGUUCCUCCCGUGUUUGGGCUAGGCUCGACCACGCUUUUAUCAAUGUUCAUUGGUCUAUGGUUUUCCCACAGUUUCUGGUCUCCCAUUUGCCCCGUACUCAAUCUGACCACGCGCCCUUUCUUCUCAGUUUUCCAUUGCGACAGAAUGGGGGGCCAAAACCUUUCCGUUUUCAAAGGAUGUGGACGCAGCAUGAGUCCUUUUUGCUGGUGGUUAAAUCAGCCUGGGAGAAGGUGGAGUCUGCUCAUCCUAUGUAUAACGUGUUGGCGAAGCUUAAGCAGGUGAAACUUGACCUUAAACAUUGGAAUAAGGAGGUGUUUGGUAACAUCUUUGAGCAGAUAAAGACGGCGGAAAGGGACAUGUGUGAUCUAGAGAACAAGUUGCUUCAAGUCUCAAGUUCGGUGGAGCAGUCCAGCAGAAUUCAGCAGCAACUCAGUUCAACUUCCGACCGGUUAGCUUCUUUGGAACUGAUGGAGGAGAUUUUUUGGAAGCAGAAAUGGCGGGUGGAUUGGCUGACAGAGGGUGAUAAAAACACGAAGUUUUUCCAUACCACUGCAACGGAGAGACAACGUAGAGCGCUUAUCCAUCCGGUGGAAUUGGAUACCAGCCACAUAAUGGAGGACCAGGAGGAGUUGAAGGCUGCAGCGGCGGCUCGUUUCCAACAAAUUUUCAGUGCAGCUGAUUGUCAGAUGGAUUAUAAUCUGCUCCAAUGCAUUCCUAAUAUCGUCACCCCGGCUCAAAAUGAGAGCUUACUAGCUCCCCCCUCCAUGUUGGAAGUGCACGCAGUGGUCCAAUCCAUGCCAAUUGACAGUGCGGCAAGUCCUAAUGGGUUUUCUGCUAGUUUUUUCAUCUCGUGCUGGAAUGUGAUUGGCCAGGAUAUACAUAACGCCAUCUCUUUUAUCUUCAAAGGUGGUAAUAUUCCGAGGUCAGCAACAUCUUCAUUCAUUUGUCUUAUUUUGAAAUCAGCUUCUCCUAGGCGUUUUUUGGACUUCCGUCUGAUCAGUUUAUCAGAAAAUAUAGCCUUGGCACAGGAACUCUUCGAGGAUUUGAACAAGCUAGUCCGCUGUGGGAAUAUAGUGUUAAAGCUUGAUUUGGACAAGGCUUAUGAUAGAGUAAAUUGGGACUUCUUGAUUCUGGUGCUUGAACGGUUUGGUUUUUGCAAAGCCUGGAUAAAGAUCGUCAAAAAAUGUUGGGUGAAUAGUUGGUUUUCAGUUCUGAUAAAUGAGGAGAUGACAGGCUUUUUCAAAUCAUCGAGGGGAUUACGGCAAGGAGAUCCAAUUUCGCCAAGUCUAUUCAUUCUUUCAGCUGAGGUCAUGAGCAAGAGUCUGAAAUGCAUGAUCAACCAGCAGGUUUGUCGUCUUUUCGCGCUUCGUAGAGGGUGUCCUGUUGUCUCACAUUUGCUAUAUGCGGAUGACACCCUCAUCUUCACAAAUGGGGGCAAGCGGUCGCUUCAGGCUUUGAAGAACUUCUUGGAUUCCUUUCAAGCUUCCUCGGAAGGGAAAGAAAAAUGUCAUUGGAAGACCUGGAAAGUGCUGGCUUCGCCUAAGGAAGAGGGUGGAAUCGGGAUUAGAAGGCUUACGGACAUCAUGACAGCCUUUCAGCUCAAAAUGGCAUGGGUAAUCAGGUUUGGGAGGGAAAUUAAUGUCUGGAAGUACUUCAUGGCGGCCAAGUACCAUCUAGAUUUAAGUCCCACCUUGUCGGAUCAGCCUACACGCCUGUCCUCUCCUUUAUGGAAGUGGAUUUUGGACCUCAUCCCAUUCGUCGAUUCCCGAGUGCUAUGGCAAAUCGGUGAUGGUAAGUGUAAUUUCUGGCAGACGAACUGGACAGGUUUAGGGCUGCUUUCGCUGCUCAUUCAACCUGAGGUGCUUGUCGAAUUGCAAGACCUGGAGGUGUGUAACGUGCUUGGCCCGGUGGGUCCCUUCCCCCCCUCUUCUGCGUGGCUCCUCCUCCCUCAGGGUGUGAUUGAUCAGAUUUUUCACGCCAGUUUCUGCAUUGGAGGGGAUUCGGACACGCCAAUCUGGCCUUUCACCCUAGAUGGGGAUUUUUCUAUUAGAUCUGCUUGGGCAUUGAUGCAGUCUCGAGGCGUUCAGCUUGCUUCCAGAUGUGUCUGUUGCACCUUGCAAGGUUCUCAAGUUCCCUCUAUUCAUGCACAAGAAUCGGCUCUUCAUUUAUUCAUUGCAAGCAAGUUAGCACAGCGAGUGUGGUAUGAGAUCGAUAGGGAUUUUCAGAUUGCUGUCAUGGAGGCUUUGUCGAUUGAAGCUCGGCUUCAACAGUGGUGGGCGGUGGUCUUGUCAAAGCCAAGGAGAAGUCUAAUCCAGAUGCUUACGCCUUGCAUCAUCCUUUGGGAGAUUUGGAAAGCUCGAAAUGCAGCGACAUUUGAUUUGGCAGUGGUGUCCGCGGAGUCAGUUUCUGGUAAAAUCAGGUGGUGGAUGGCUCGUAUUUCUGGCUCAACGGCAGGUGCCUGUAAAGCUACCGUGGGUAGACAGUGCCGUCAGCAGUUAUCUCAGGCGCAUUCUGGUUUUGAUUUUGGGGGACGAGCCUUCGUAGUGAAGUGGGAGAGGCCUCCGCAUGGUUAG